Molecule: messenger RNA, 910 nt
Organism: Scatophagus argus
Lineage: Eukaryota; Metazoa; Chordata; Actinopteri; Scatophagidae
Gene: nxt2
Product: nuclear transport factor 2-like export factor 2
Exons: 4
Coding region: 355-786 (143 amino acids)
Biological process (GO): protein import into nucleus
Cellular component (GO): nuclear pore central transport channel
Source: RefSeq, a predicted model, not a curated record
UCAAAUUAAAAUGCUAUCAGUGGCACCGCAAGACAAUGACAUUGAAUUUCCGAGUCCGUUUUGUUAUUUUAUCAUUUAUUGAAUCGCAGAACAAAUAGGAAAUUUGUAGGCGUUUCAGAGGGAUGGUACCACGGUAUCAGUUGCAUCUACUGCAAUUAAACGAAACUACAAACAAUUUAUUUUGGUAGUUAUACUCGGUGCCCGGCGGAAAUAAUACAUGAGGCUACAUGGCUAUGCUGGCAGCUAAAUGAACAAGAAAAAGAAAAGCCACUUGAUGCUUGAAAAGAUUUUCCACCAUCCUUCUGAUAGUAUUAUUCAGUAUUCUUUAAUAUUCUAUUCCGUAUAUCUGUAACUAUGGCACUUACGGUGGAUUUUAGGACCCAUGUCGACCAGUCAUGCAGAUAUUCAGAAGAAUUUGUCAACAUUUAUUACGACUGUAUGGAUAAGAAAAGGAGGAACUUGACCCGACUCUAUCUGGACAAGGCGACCUUGGUGUGGAAUGGAAACGUGGUGACAGGGCAGGAUGCUCUGGGCGAGUUUUUUGAGUCGCUGCCUUCUAGCGAGUUCCAAGUUCACACUCUGGAUUGUCAACCAGUUCAUGAACAAGCAACCCAAGGCCAGACUACACUGCUUGUGGUGACUGGCGGAACAGUCAAAUUUGAAGGGAACAAACAGCGUUUCUUCAACCAGAACUUUCUGUUAACGGCUCAGGCGACACCCAACAAUGACCAGCCUGUUUGGAAGAUUGCUAGUGACUGUUUCAGAUUUCAAGACUGGAAUAGCUGAGGCUCUCCUGAUCUCCACUUUUUCCCUCUGAAAUGUGUUAACACUCAUUGGUGAUAGUCUUGAAAGUUAAGAUAAUGUUCAUUUCUGUUUUUGUAAUUAAAAAAAGAAGUCAUACAACACUGAA